Messenger RNA from Polychytrium aggregatum, 2019 nucleotides. RefSeq lists its product as uncharacterized. Gene Ontology annotation, molecular function: histidine-tRNA ligase activity; ATP binding. The coding region runs from base 1 to 2019 and encodes 672 amino acids. Gene Ontology annotation, cellular component: mitochondrion. The record is from RefSeq and is a predicted model, not a curated record. Gene Ontology annotation, biological process: mitochondrial translation; histidyl-tRNA aminoacylation. The transcript has 8 exons. NCBI's taxonomy places the organism in Eukaryota, Fungi, Chytridiomycota, Chytridiomycetes, Polychytriales.
AUGACCACCGCCGAGGACAUCCAGGUCCGCAUCAAGGAGGCCCAGGACGCCAUGAAGGCCCUGAAACAGCGCAAGGCCCCCAAGGAAGAAAUCGAUGCACAGAUCGAGGUGCUGAAAGCCCUGCAGGAACAAAAGAAGAGCCUUGGUGAGGACGGCGACCAAAGCAAGAAGUUCACCCUGAAAGUGCCCAAGGGCACCAAGGACUACACCGACAAGGAAAUGGCUGUCCGAGAAAAGAUCUUCUCGACGAUUACCCAGUGCUUCAAACGCCACGGCGGCAUCACCAUCGACACGCCUGUUUUUGAGCUCAAGGAAAUCCUCUCGGGCAAGUACGGCGAGGACAGCAAGCUCAUCUACGAUCUUCAGGACCAAGGCGGCGAGCUGUGUUCGUUGCGCUACGAUUUGACCGUUCCAUUUGCCCGAUUCCUGGCCAUGAACAGCAAGGAGUAUCCCACCAUUAAGCGCUACCAGAUCGCCAAGGUCUACCGCCGCGACCAACCCUCCGUUACCAAGGGUCGCAUGCGCGAGUUCUAUCAAUGCGACUUUGACAUUGCCGGCACUUUCGACCCCAUGAUCCCGGAUGCCGAGGUCGUCAAAGUCAUGGUGGAGAUCCUGACUCAACUGGAUGUCGGCGACUUUACCGUCAAGAUGAACCACCGCAAGAUCCUGGACGGCAUGUUCGAGGUCUGCGGCGUCCCCGCUGAGAAAAUUCGACCCAUUUCCUCGGCCGUCGACAAGCUGGACAAGAUGUCCUGGGAGGAUGUCCGCAAGGAAAUGACUCAGGAGAAGGGCCUGGAUCCCGCCGUUGCCGAUCGCAUCGGGGAGUACGUCAAGCUCAAGGGUGGCGCAGAGCUCUGCGAGAUCCUGGCAAACGACCCAGGACUGUCAAGCAACUCAAGGGCUUCUGCUGGCAUCAAGGACAUGCGCCAGCUCUUCAGGUUCCUCGACAUUUUCGGCAUCAGCGACAGGAUCAUCUUCGAUCUCAGUCUGGCCCGUGGUUUGGACUACUACACUGGCGUGAUUUACGAAGCCGUCUUCAAUGCCUCGAUGAACAAGGACGAUGAGUCGAGCGGCACUGGAUCCAUCGCUGCAGGUGGUCGCUACGACGAGCUUGUUGGCAUGUUCUCUGGCGGCCAGAAGAUUCCCUGUGUCGGUGUCAGUAUCGGUGUCGAGCGAGUUUUCUCGAUCUUGAUGCGCAAGCUCAACAUCAAGCAGGUCAAGGCCAACCAGACCCAGGUCUACGUUAUCGGUGUUGGAGACGGCCAGCUCGAGGAGCGCAUGCGUAUUUGCAAGGAGCUCUGGGACGCCGACAUCAAGGCCGACUUUAUGCACAAGGCCAAGCCAAAGCUGCAGGCUCAGUGGACAGCCUGCGAUAAGGACCAGAUUCCGCUUGCGAUCAUCAUCGGCGAGAGCGAGGUCAAGGAAGGCAUCGUGAAGCUCAAGGAUAUGCGAGCCAAGGACAGCGAGCAGGGCGGCGGUGUUACGAUCAAGCGAGUUGAGAUGGUGGCCGAGAUCAAGCGCCGCCUGGAGGACAGCCCUAACGAGGCCUUUGUUUCAGCCAAGGCUGCUCCUGCUGCUCCUGCUCCUGCUGCUGCUGCUGCUGCUCCCAAGGCCAAAGGCAAGGGCGCCGCCCCCAAGUCGCCUCUGACCGGCCCUGCUUCUGGUGUCCGCAGCAUUGUGACCCAGGCUGCUCACCACGGCCCCUCUGGACUCGAGUUUGUUGCCGCCCAUGAGCGGGCUUACUACGGCCCCAGCAGCCCUGCCAGUGCCUCAUACCCUCCCUCCUGGGGUGCUUCCGCCUUUGGACCAGUCUCUACUGCCUGCAAGGUCGACAACUCGUCCAAGGCUACCGAAAAGCAAUCUGGAGCCCAGCCUGCUGCUGCUGCUGUCGCUCCCCGCUCGAUCAAGAUUGAGACCCACACCGCCGCUGGAUCGUCACAGCCCCAGCCCCCGACCCCCAAGGACUGGGUCGCUGCUGAGGAGCGUGCCUACUUUGGCCCGGUUGUUGGCGGUUGGUAA